Messenger RNA from Penicillium cataractarum, 1341 nucleotides. Its product is annotated as TauD/TfdA family dioxygenase. Lineage: Eukaryota; Fungi; Ascomycota; Eurotiomycetes; Eurotiales; Aspergillaceae. Bases 1 to 1341 code for a protein of 446 amino acids. Gene Ontology annotation, molecular function: oxidoreductase activity. The record is from RefSeq and is a predicted model, not a curated record. The transcript is spliced from 5 exons.
AUGCCGACUAUCACAACUGCCGAGGAAGCCACCAUGCUGCAGCUGCAGGAUACUGCUAGUUCCUGUGGUCUGCGUCGUUCGUACCUGGGGACGGAGUUCAACCAGCCCCAGGUUGACAAGAACUUCUUCAAGCCGUGCAGGGUCUCCAUCGUGGAUGAUGCGCCUCGGCCAGACAUCAAGUGGAACCCGUCCUAUGUGACCUUCGUGAAGAGGGUUGACCGGCUGGCAGUGCUAGCAAGCGAUCGUCCUACUAGUCUACCAGAAGGCUUUCCUGCUUCUGUAGAUUCAGCACGAGUUUGGUCUGGGUCAGACUUUGAGAAGCCAUCAAGUUAUAUCUUGAACUUUAGCGAGGAUGACAUCAAAGAAAUCGAGAACGGACUUGCAUACUUCAAAGGCUUGCCCGGUGAUCAUGGUCCAGACGAUGUGACCAAAGAGACCUUCCCAUUACCCGAACUUGCAGAGAGACUUAAAAAAAUAGCAUAUGACCUGCAUUUUGGGCAUGGUUUUGCCGUCCUGCGUGGCCUGGAUCCCGACAGAUACUCUCCCCUCGACAAUAUACUCCUGUAUCUUGGCAUCACCAGCUACAUUGCCGAGACUCGUGGCGCACAGGACUACGACGGGCGAAUGGUUGUCCAUAUCAAAGACAUGGAGAAAAAUCUCCCUCCAGAGACAGGUAGACCGUCGCCGUACUCUAGCCGAGCCCAGCCCUUCCACACCGACCGCUGCGACAUUCUAGCCAUGUACGCACUCGGCGUGGGCGCCGUUGGCGGCGAAUCCCUCCUGGCCUCGUCAGGGAAGGUCUACAACGAGAUCGCUGCAAACCGGCCAGACAUCAUUCACGUCCUGGCCAACGAUGACUGGAUUUUUGAUGAAUUCCUCUCCUACCCCAAAUGGCAAACCGGCGCUCUCCUCUUCGACUUUGGCGCUCACGGCCCCAGCUUCUGUUACUCUCGUCGCCCCAUAACUGGCGCGCCCUUCUCACCACACACCCCAGGCGUCCCCGCCAUGACAGAGAUCCAAGCAGAAGCAUUAGACAUGGUGCAUUUCACAGCAAAGAAACACCAGAUCUCGAUUACACUGCAAAAGGGUGACAUCGAGAUCUUCAAUAAUCUAGCCCUCUUCCACGGGCGCGAGGGCUUUGUUGACGACGAAUCGCACAAACGGCACUUCUUGCGGCUAUGGUUGAAGAAUGAGGAGAUGGCAUGGGAGACUCCUGAGACACUGAGGAGCCAGACGGCUGAAUUAUAUGAGAAGAAGGGGCUCGAUGCUCCACCGAAGUGGGAUGUUGAUCAUGCGCCGCCAGUACCGAGGGUUAUUACGAGGCAUAUGCGGUGCUCGUAG